Molecule: messenger RNA, 1947 nt
Organism: Cyphellophora europaea CBS 101466
Lineage: Eukaryota; Fungi; Ascomycota; Eurotiomycetes; Chaetothyriales; Cyphellophoraceae
Exons: 2
Coding region: 1-1947 (648 amino acids)
Biological process (GO): protein import into peroxisome matrix, docking
Cellular component (GO): peroxisomal membrane; cytosol
Molecular function (GO): protein binding
Source: RefSeq, a predicted model, not a curated record
AUGUCGUUCCUCGGUGGACCAGAGUGCUCGACGGCGGGUAACCCUCUGACGCAGUUUACAAAGCAUGUUCAAAAUGACAAUACCCUGCAAAGAGAUCGCCUAGUAGGGCGAGGGCCGGGCGGAAUGGAAGACAGCAUGCGUUCCAGAGUCGCUCCAAAUGGGUCCGAUCAAAUGAUGAACGACUUCAUGCAGCAGCCUGGCCAAGCGCCACAGCCCUUUGCUAUGGAUCAGCUACGGCAAGACCUCCCACACGCCCACUCCUUGACCCGAAGAACGCCCUCUCCCGGCUGGUCGAAUGAAUUCGAUCCGGGCCAACAGGCUCGGAUGGAAGCCGCUUUUGCCAAUUCUCAGAUGGGCCCCCAGCGCCACAACAAUUUCAGUACUGCCGAGUUUGCGCGAUUCCAGCAUUCAGGCUCAUCCAGUGCACAGCAGAGCUCGACUCCUGUGCAGCAAGCCCCAUCAUAUGCUCCCAGCUACCAGAGCCCAAUGAGCAUGGGGAUGAUGGGUGGUGGAAUGGGUAUGAUGGGCAUGGGGUAUAACAGCAUGCCUAUGCAUCAACAGCCUGAUAUGACAACCGGCAAGGGUAAGGAGAAGCUCGUCGAGCUAGACGACAAGAACUGGGAAGAGCAGUUUGCAGAGCUCGACCAAGACAACCUCUCUGAACAAGCUAAUCAGGCCAUGGAACGUGAACUGGAAGAGGUCGACAGGUCAGUGCAAUCCGAGACAGAUCAUUUUGGCGAUUUUGAAAAUGUUUGGCGAGGAAUACAAGCUGAACAUGCCUCCAGACAAAUGACCGAAGACGUUGAUUUCGAUACCACUUUCUCCAACGAAGACCUCGCUGCGUGGGAGAACUUUGAUUCAUCACUAGGCAUGGGCAGUCACAGUCCAUGGGCGAGAGAACCAAUGCUCGGGGAAUACAUGUUUGAAGCCAACAAUCCUUUCCUCGAGCAAGCAAACCCGUCCAGGUCUGCCUUCGACCAAGGAGUGGAGAUUCUGCAAUCUCACGGCAACCUGUCUUUGGCUUCUUUGGCUUUCGAAGCUGCUGUGCAGCAGGACCCGAACCAUGUGGAAGCAUGGACUUAUCUUGGCUCAGCUCAGGCGCAGAAUGAGAAGGAAUCACCGGCUAUCCGGGCCCUAGAAAAAGCUAUUCAGCUGGAUCCCAACAAUCUAGAUGCAUUGAUGGGGCUGGCUGUGUCAUACACGAAUGAGGGGUACGAAACGACAGCAUACAGAACGCUUGAGCGGUGGUUGAGUGUCAAAUAUCCUCAAGUUCAUGCGCCCGAUCAAGUCUCUGAAGCAUCCGAUGUCGGCUUCACGGAACAAACCAUAUUACACGAAAAGGUUACGAACCUCUUCAUAAAAGCCGCCCAGCUCUCACCAUCCGGUACUCAGAUGGAUCCGGAUGUUCAAGUGGGCCUUGGUGUCCUAUUCUACGGCGAUGACGAUUUUGACAAGGCUGUGGAUUGCUUCAACGCUGCUCUCGCAUCACACGAGACGGGCAUCACUAACCGAGAAAGCCAGGUGCAUUUACUGUGGAAUCGAUUGGGCGCAACCCUUGCAAACUCUGGAAAGUCAGAAGACGCAAUUGCGGCGUACUGCAAGGCGCUUGAACAUAACCCAAAUUUUGUACGGGCGCGGUACAACUUGGGAGUUUCCUGCAUCAACAUAGGAUGCUAUCCGGAGGCUGCUGGUCAUCUGCUGGGAGCUUUGAACCUACACCGAGUGGUGACAGACGAAGGCUUGGAUAAGGCGCGAGAGAUUUUGAAAGAUGGUAACGGCAACGAUGUUCCGGACGCAGAACUGGCACGCAUGAUACAACAAAACGAGAGUACGAAUUUAUACGACACUUUGCGACGAGCUCUGAGCGGCAUGGGACGGCGAGAUUUGAUGGAACGGGUUGGCAAUGGAAUGAACCUGGACCAAUUUAGAGGCGAGUUUGAUUUCUAG